AUGCCAAAUAUGAUGAAGGAGAUGGUGCCUACCAAGGUGCGAUGCGCCCACAUCCUCCUAAAGCACAAGGGAUCACGCAAUCCGAUCAACAGAAACACGAAUCAGCCGGUGACACGCACAAAGGAGGAGGCAAUUUCUGAAAUGACCCGGCACCUCGAUGACAUAAUGGCGGCCGCAGCACGGGACCGUGAAUUCCAGAAGAAAGCGACGCAGAUAUCGGAGUGCACAAGCGCGCAGAACGGUGGGGACCUUGGAUUUUUCACCCGCAACCAAAUGCAAGCCGCUUUCUCGAAUGCAGCGUUCCUCCUAGGCGUAGGUGAGGUCAGCGGCCUAGUGGACACUGACUCGGGCAUUCACCUCAUUUACAGGAUAGCAUAA
Molecule: messenger RNA, 378 nt
Organism: Babesia ovata
Lineage: Eukaryota; Apicomplexa; Aconoidasida; Piroplasmida; Babesiidae
Product: peptidylprolyl isomerase
Exons: 1
Coding region: 1-378 (125 amino acids)
Cellular component (GO): nucleus; cytosol
Molecular function (GO): peptidyl-prolyl cis-trans isomerase activity
Source: RefSeq, a predicted model, not a curated record